Messenger RNA from Musca domestica (house fly), 3390 nucleotides. Its product is annotated as calcium/calmodulin-dependent protein kinase kinase 2. The transcript is spliced from 8 exons. Lineage: Eukaryota; Metazoa; Arthropoda; Insecta; Diptera; Muscidae. Gene Ontology annotation, cellular component: cytoplasm. Gene Ontology annotation, molecular function: calmodulin binding; calcium/calmodulin-dependent protein kinase activity; ATP binding. The coding region runs from base 328 to 2739 and encodes 803 amino acids. Gene Ontology annotation, biological process: protein phosphorylation; positive regulation of protein kinase activity; intracellular signal transduction. The record is from RefSeq and is a predicted model, not a curated record.
GCGUGAGUGCAGUUCACGAGCGAGAAAAACGGUGCUACCAGUGUUUAAGAAUGAUUUUGUUGUCUUCGUAAAAUUUUCAAUAAGCUCUUCCAAAAAUCUCUAUAAUUAUGGAUGUACGAGGCUGAUAUGUUCUCAGUUUUUAUUAGCAAACCCAUAUGGUGUAAACCUUCACAGAAUCUUAACGGGAUGUGAAUACAGGUGUUGUGUGUGGUACAAAGGAGGAAAUUAAAGAAAUAAAUAAAUAUGCUAACACACAUAUUUACUAAAAAACAUUCAUAUGUAUAAGCCUAUAUUAUGAUGACGCUAUUUUUAAACACUUAAAUCACAAUGGAGGGUCAUCUGCACAAUAAAGAUGCUCGGGAAAAGAUUCUACAUGCAUCUGUUAAUGGUGAUACCGGGCAGCAUUCAGAGAUGUUGCAGACACAACAAACAACGAAUAGUCUUGGGGCCAAACCUGUUUCUAAAAAUAAUAGCAAUUUGACGGGAGAUUUUGAUGAUAGCGCACAAUAUUGUACAAACAAGUCAUCGUUCCGCUCUGCUAGUGACGCACACAAACAUUCUGCCAUAACGGACGAUAGAAUUAAUACGGAGAUAAAUGAUGAUGUUGAUGACGACGACUCAAAUGAUAUAGUAGGACAUGUUAGAAAUGGUUGUGAUAUUAAUUUAAAAUUAGAAACAUCAAAAGAAAGUCUUUGUGAGACAUUAAAAAAUAUGUAUUUCGAAACCGCUUCGUGUCCCAGAAACGCAUUGGACGAAGUUGGAACAUUAUCAGUAAACUAUAGAAAAAAACAAAAUAAUGGUGCACUCAGUUCUAGCACUUCCACGGAUUCGACUGCCGAUGGUGAUAUUAACACAAAUGGUAUAGCCACACGACCAAGCAAAAUUGUUUCCAAUACAGGUAAUGCUUUUACUAACACUAAUUGUGGGAAAAAUGCCUCUCCGCCAAAUUAUGUGGCGCCCGCAAAUAAAUUUACAUCCAUUACUGCAUGUCAAAACCAACAUCGAAAUGUUAAUUAUUUAAAUGCAUGUCUAUCGCCUGCAAAUCAACAAUUUAACCUUACCCACAACCACCACAAUGACAGAAAAUAUCAAAUAUCAUUGGCUAAUGAUUUGAAUACCAAUCCCCCACAUUGCACUAAUUGCAAAUCCACUUGCUUGAACCAAAAACAAAGGCAAUCGUUAUUUUCAAAAUCUCAAUCAUUCGAGAUUGGCCAGGAUCUGCCAUCCAUUUCGUAUAUUGAAAAUGAUCAUAUGUUUUUCCAACUGUCAGAGAUCAAUAAGGAUAGUCAGCAGCCCUUGCAGCAUCAGAGUAAGAUCUUUCCAGAUGACGACAAACAACAUACAAUGCAUACCACUGAAGAUGAUUGUUUGACGACAGAUUUAGAUGUAGGUGAACCAAAUAACAGAUGUGGAAUGCCUGCGAAGACACAAUCAUUAGAAUCUCGCCCAAUAUACCCCAACGUACCAUAUAGUCCAUACGCUAGCCCUUAUAGUAGUCCAAGAUCGACCAGACGAAGACCACCUUUGCGGGAAUCCAGACGUAUCUCCAUAGAGCAGAGUGGUAGUUUUCUACAAUUGAAUCAAUACAAACUAAUGGACCAAAUCGGCCAGGGAUCUUAUGGGCUAGUCAAAUUAGCUUAUUCGGAAGAAGAUUCAACGCACUAUGCAAUGAAGAUAUUGUCGAAACGCCGCCUACUUCGUCAAGCUGGUCUUCUAAAGCGGGGCCCAAAAAAAGGAACAUCGCCUUUGGAACGUGUAUAUCGUGAAAUUGCCGUUUUAAAAAAACUAGAUCACCCCAAUGUUGUUAAAUUAGUUGAAGUUCUUGAUGAUCCAUUAGAAGAUUCAUUGUAUAUGGUGUUCGAACUGGUAAAAAAGGGUGAAGUUUUAAGCAUUCCCACGAAGAAUCCUCUAACGGUUGAACGAGCUUGGAACGUAUUCCGGGAUACACUGCUUGGAUUAGAAUAUUUGCAUUAUCAGCGAAUAAUUCACGCCGACAUUAAACCAGGAAAUCUUUUGUUAACAGAGUGUGGACGGGUAAAAAUAGCUGAUUUGGGAGUUUGCAAUGAAUUUAUCGGAGAAGAUUCAACAAUGACUAAUUACUCGACAGCUGGAACACCUGCCUUUAGGGCACCUGAAACUCUGAAUCUAGGACAGAACAUAUAUUGCGGAAAAGCGGCCGAUGUGUGGGCACUAGGUGCUACACUUUAUGCUUUAGUUUUUGGCAACGUACCAUUUGUGGCUGACUCCGUGCCAGUACUAUAUGAUAAAAUUAAAAGCAGUCCACUUUUAUUUCCGGAAUCUAUAAAAAUACCAAAGGAAUUGAAAGAUUGCAUAGAGCGCAUGCUGACUAAAGAUCCGCAAACUCGCAUUACAUUACCACAACUAAAGAUUCACCCAUGGGUUGACGCGUUAGGCGUACAUCCUUUACCUAGCGAAGAGGAUAACUGUCGGUUGGUACAGGUCGAUGAUAAUGAUAUUAACACGGUAGUCCGUAGCAUACCGAAACUAGACACACUUAUUUUGAUUAAAACUAUGUUAAAACAACAUUCAUUCGGCAAUCCAUUCUUACGCGGAGUUUCCGGGAGAGCUCCACAGCGUGGUGGCUCACGUUUGGAACGUUUUGUUCGUGCUGGACGCUCAAACUCGGCCCCUGGGUCCUAUCACAACAUUGACGAUAGACAAUUAGCUGUAGAAAAUAUACUUCCUGCUCUAACCGAACACACGUCUUCAAACUACUAACAGAAUGGUUCUAAGGAGCUCAUUAUUUGAUGUUUCUAAUACAAAGAAUUCAAUUUGAACCAUCCUAUAUACAAAACAUAAAUAUAUACAUAUUGGUUAUUUUAUAGACUAGAAAAUAUAUACAAAUAUAUAAGAGAUAUCAUCGGAAUAAGAUACAGCGUGAACAGAACACCGAGAUAACGGUCUAGGUUAUUUAGCGUACGUUGUUUACACUUAUGUACAUGCAUCUGGAUACAAUAACUGUGGCUCUCAUUUGUGUCCAAAUAAGUUCCCAGACAUAAGUUUGCACAAAUUAGGAAUACAAAAAUGCAUAUUUCUGCUGGGCAAAACUGCCUUUUCGCGUCAGUGCUUUAAUUAGUUUUAAUUAUCCAUAGUUUUUGUCUUUGUCUUAUCUAAUAAUAUAAUACAUUUAUGAUUAUAAUAUAGAUUUACACUUGAAACACUGUUGGACCAUUGGUCUCACGACGUGAGAUUGGAAAUGUAUUUUUCUUACUUAAUUAAUUGUUACAUAUUUAGAGUUGAAGUAUGUUAAUAUUUAAAUGAUAUGAAAGCUUUACAUACAAUAUGUGUAUAUAAGUUAUGAUAAUUUGUUUAAUUCCUUUUAUUAAAUAAAAUCUAUCUAUAACGAUCGCCAAAAUGAUGAUAAUAUUA